Molecule: messenger RNA, 2321 nt
Organism: Eutrema salsugineum
Lineage: Eukaryota; Viridiplantae; Streptophyta; Magnoliopsida; Brassicales; Brassicaceae
Product: probable inactive receptor kinase At4g23740
Exons: 5
Coding region: 262-2154 (630 amino acids)
Biological process (GO): protein phosphorylation
Molecular function (GO): protein binding; protein kinase activity; ATP binding
Source: RefSeq, a predicted model, not a curated record
AGAGGAAAAACAAAUUAUAUCCGUUGCUGGAAUUAAAACUCACAAGCUCUUAACUUCAGUGCUUCAAUGGUGUUCUUAAGCCGGUUCUUCACAUUAUCGUCACUGCGUAAUUUAUGACUUGAUCGAUUCUCGAGAAGAAACGGCGCGCGAAACUAGAGAAAGAAAAAAAAAAGAGUUCUAAAGCUCAGAUCUGGAAAAGCGAGCUCCAGAUUAAAAAAAAAACAAAGAACAAAACAAAACAGCUCGUUUUUGUUCAUCCCAAUGGAAGCUUGGAGGAUUUGUCUAUGCAUCUUCUUCUCUCUGGGUUUGCUUUUCCAUGGAGGAAACGCAGAUCCAGUACAAGACAAACGCGCAUUGCUCGAGUUUCUAAGCAUCAUGCGUCCCACUCGUUCACUGAACUGGAACGAGAGCUCUUCCGUCUGCAAAACCUGGACCGGAGUAACUUGCAACCAAGACGGAUCUCGAGUCAUCGCCGUUAGAUUACCAGGCGUUGGUCUCAACGGUCAGAUUCCUCCCAACACCAUAAGCAGACUCUCUGCUCUCAGAGUUCUCAGCCUCAGAUCCAACAGAAUCUCCGGCCAGUUUCCGGCGGAUUUCGUCGAGCUUAAAGACUUGGCCUUUCUUUACCUUCAGUACAACGAUUUCUCGGGUCCUUUGCCUUCGGAUUUCUCUGUUUGGAAGAAUCUCACUAGUGUGAAUCUCUCAAACAAUGGAUUCAAUGGAACAGUGUCGGAUUCUCUGUCUCGUCUCACGCGUCUACAGUCGCUGAGUCUCGCUAACAACUCGCUUUCUGGUGAUAUUCCUGAUCUGAGUGUCCUCUCUACUCUGCAGCACAUUGAUUUGUCCAAUAACAAUCUCAAUGGACCAAUACCAAACUGGCUUCAAAGAUUCCCAUCGUCGUCUUACGAAGGCAUUCGUGUGAUUCCUCCUCGUGACCUCUCCAUCUCUCAGCCACCUCGCGACCCAACUCGUCAGAAACCAAAAGCACACUUUUUAGGACUAUCGAAAACACUUUUCUUGCUGCUCGUUAUCGCUGUAUGCAUUGUAGCAGUUUCUGCUUUGGCGUUUGUGUUGGCUGUUUGUUACUUGAGAAGGAAACUAAGACACGGUGAUGGGAUGAUUUCGGACAACAAGCUGCAGAAGAAAGGCGGGAUGUCUCCGGAGAAAUUCGUGUCGCGGAUGGAAGACGCGAACAAUCGUUUAUCUUUCUUCGAAGGAUGUAAUUACUCUUUUGAUCUUGAGGAUCUGUUGAGAGCUUCUGCUGAGGUUCUUGGUAAAGGCACGUUUGGCACUACUUACAAAGCGGUUCUUGAGGAUGCAACUUCUGUUGCUGUGAAACGGCUCAAGGACGUUGCGGCUGGGAAACGCGAUUUCGAGCAGCAGAUGGAGAUCAUUGGUGGUAUUAAGCACGAAAAUGUUGUGGAGCUAAAGGCUUACUAUUACUCCAAAGACGAGAAGCUUAUGGUUUAUGACUAUUUCAGCCUUGGAAGUGUCGCUUCUUUGCUCCACGGGAACAGAGGAGAAAACCGGAUUCCUUUGGACUGGGAGACCAGAAUGAAGAUCGCGAUUGGCGCAGCUAAAGGGAUCUCACGAAUCCACGAAGAAAACAAUGGAAAACUAGUCCAUGGGAACAUCAAAUCUUCAAACAUUUUCUUGAAUUCAGAGCGUAACGGCUGUGUAUCUGAUCUCGGAUUAACCGCAGUAAUGAGCCCCUUGGCUCCACCGAUCUCCAGGCAAGCUGGUUACCGUGCACCGGAAGUAACCGACACAAGGAAGUCUUCUCAAUUGUCAGAUGUUUACAGCUUCGGCGUCGUGCUGCUCGAACUCCUCACGGGAAAGUCUCCAAUUCACACUACUGCAGGAGACGAGAUAAUCCACUUGGUUCGAUGGGUACAUUCGGUAGUGAGAGAGGAAUGGACUGCAGAAGUUUUCGACAUCGAGCUUCUGAGGUAUACGAACAUAGAGGAAGAGAUGGUGGAGAUGUUGCAGAUUGCAAUGUCGUGUGUUGUCAAAGCACCAGACCAGAGGCCGAGGAUGUCUGAUUUGGUUAGGCUCAUGGAGAAUGUCGGAAACCGACGAGCAGCCAGUCUUGAGCCUAAACCCAAAUCUGAAAAUGAAGCCUCCGAGACUUCCACGCCCAGUGAACAAAUUUGAAUCUAUGAAAAUUGAAAAAAAAACUCUUGAUUUAUUACUUAUAUCUAUAUGUAGUUAUAUACUCCCUCUGUUGAUUCCUCUCUUCGGUUAGAUCCGUUUCAUCAAUCACAUUUCUGUUUAGGGAUUUUUGUUUUUCCAGAAUUCAGUGUGAAAUGAUUUUGAAUUUC